Molecule: messenger RNA, 993 nt
Organism: Poecilia latipinna (sailfin molly)
Lineage: Eukaryota; Metazoa; Chordata; Actinopteri; Cyprinodontiformes; Poeciliidae
Product: ras-related protein Rab-18
Exons: 7
Coding region: 132-746 (204 amino acids)
Molecular function (GO): GTP binding; GTPase activity
Source: RefSeq, a predicted model, not a curated record
CGGAUAUGGUUGGAGUGAGACGUCUUACCGAGUCAAACCAUCUGUGCUUCCAGCCAGCUGUAUCCAGGAGCCAAGUUCUCUUUCUCUGUUUUUGAAAUUACAAAGAGAUAAACAGGCCCUCGCAGGGGGAAAUGGAAGACGACGUCUUAACGACGCUGAAGAUUUUAAUCAUCGGUGAAAGUGGCGUUGGCAAGUCCAGCCUUCUCCUACGCUUCACAGAUGACACGUUUGACCCGGAGCAGUCGGCGACGAUAGGUGUCGACUUCAAGGUGAAGACCAUAUCAGUGGAUGGAAACAAGGCAAAGCUGGCGAUAUGGGACACUGCAGGACAGGAGCGCUUUCGAACCCUAACACCGAGUUACUACCGCGGCGCCCAGGGAGUCAUCCUGGUGUACGACGUGACGAGACGAGAGACCUUCACCAAGCUGGACAACUGGCUCAAUGAGCUGGAGACCUACUGCACCAGGAACGACCUCGUCAAGAUGCUCGUCGGAAACAAAAUCGAUAAGGAUAACCACGACGUAGACCGAGCCGAAGGGCUGAAGUUUGCAAGAAAACAUUCCAUGCUUUUCAUCGAGGCCAGCGCAAAGACGAAGGACGGAGUCCAGUGUGCGUUUGAGGAGCUGGUGGAGAAGAUCAUCCAGACGCCCGGGCUGUGGCAGAGCGAGGGCCACGGCAGGGCAGUGCAGCUGACGGACGAAGACGCCGGGGGCGGAGCCUGCGGCGGCUACUGCUCCAUGCUUUAAACCACACAACGCGACGGCAGCACAUGCUAACAUCUACACCCCAAACCCCGUCUCUCUCUCUCCCUCUGUCUCUCGUCCUGAGCUGAGCUCUCUCUCCAGACGGUCGACCGUUUCCACUAAGACACUAGUUUUGCACAAUUAGAAAAGAUGCUGCGCAGCUCAGUCUCAAUUUAAAUGAGUCAGGCUUUUUUUUUCUUCCUGCUGUUUUUUUGUUUAUCUUUUAGGACCUUGUUCAAAGUCUCUGCUU